AUGCUUCUCAAUUUAUCUUAUCAGGAAGAAUGGAGAACAGACAUCAAAUCUCUUCGCGCUGACACUCUUAAAAAACUAAAGAAAGAACUCUCUGAGUUGGAAAGAGAGCCUAAAUACCUUGAAAUUUUGAUGCCACCAUUGGUUGCAAAAUGGCAGCAGCUUUCAAACUCAGACAAAGAUCUUUUCCCACUUUUGGAGUGCUUUACAUCCAUAACACAUAUAAGACACGAAGUUCUCAACUUGAUUAGACGUACAACGCAUUUUAACAUUAUCAAAGGAAUUGCUCGAGGACUUCUUUAUCUGCAUCAAGAUUCACGAUUAAGAAUCAUCCAUAGAGAUCUUAAAGCUAGCAAUGUUUUACUUGAUUUGGACAUAAACCCUAAGAUAUCAUACUUUGGCAUGGCUAGAAGCUUUGGAGGAAACGAGACUCAAGCAAACACACAGAGAGUUGUUGGCACAUAG
Molecule: messenger RNA, 462 nt
Organism: Lactuca virosa
Lineage: Eukaryota; Viridiplantae; Streptophyta; Magnoliopsida; Asterales; Asteraceae
Source: the annotation of a GenBank genome assembly